UGAGUUUUGACCACGUUACACUAGUUCCCUUCACCUUCCUCGAAUGUCUUCUCCGCCUCCACUACGCCAUCCCGUCCCAACACAUCCAGCGUAUAUCCCUGAGCCUCCAUCAACCCCCGGCUCUCCCCAAGGAUAUCAACGUUUUUCAUCUUCGCCUCAGCCCGCUCCAACUCUCAACCAGCCAGCUUACGCCCACCAUGUUCCCGCAUAUACAUCCCCAUUCCAACAUCAGCAACAACACCAGCCGCCUGUUCCCUCCGGCCAACAACCACCACCACCUCCGAUGAUCCCUGCGCAGUUAGGGCCUUGGGGGAUGAAUGACGCCACCGCACAAUUUGGGAUGCAAUUAGGACAAAGUGCGGUAGCUGCUGGGCAGGAAUACGUGCAACGCACUUGGGGUGGCGUCUUUCCCAGUGCACGUGUGAAACCUCAUUUCAACGUCUCGAAUUCCUACGUGAUACACAAACUUCGUAUCCUUCUCUUUCCGUGGAUUCAAAAGCAAUGGGGUCGCAAGUCUUUUCGGACCGAUGCUGGUAGUACUGAAUUCCUUCCGCCGCGCGAGGAUGUUAAUAGCCCCGAUCUCUACAUUCCCCUGAUGGCGCUGGUUACAUAUAUUCUACUAUGCGCACUUCAUUCAGGGAUACAGGAUGAUUUCCGUCCUCAAGUUCUUGGCGAAUCGGCAUCACGUGCCAUCAUGGUGGUCAUACUAGACUUCCUCUUUGUUCAAUUGGGUUGCUAUUUCUUGAAUGUUUCGGGACCAAGCCACUCUAUCGAUAUAAUCGCGUAUGGAGGAUAUAAGUUCGUCGGUGUGAUCCUGAUAAUUUUGUUUGGGUUUCUGAACCUAGGGCGUACUUUGGGUACUGUGGUUUUCAUAUAUUUCUUCUUCGCGAAUGCCUUUUUCCUAAUGCGUUCCUUGCGCUCGCUAGUCUUGCCCGACGCUGCAUCUCGAGCUGCAUCUGCUGAUCCUUACGCGACGACGCCUUCUGGCUCGCAACGCCGGCGGAGGAUCGCUUUUCUUCUGGUGGAAGCAACCUCACAAGUAAUUUGGAUAGGGGCUCUAGCACGCAUAUAACCAUUCCUACAUAGUACAUAUGUAAUGACAUGCCUACUGGUUGGAUGUGAAUCUAUCCAAUGCCGAUGGUUUGCGAGGAACAAACUGUGGAUCUUCUAUGACCUUCUUUUCUGUGCGUUGUCGGUCCAGCUUUGCUCUGAUGGCCACUGCCGUCGGAUCGAUGACAUUUUUGCGUUGUUUACGAAGUUACCGGCUGAGACUCUUGCCCUUGCCGCGCAUUUUUUUGCGUUCCUUCUCUUCUCGCGUGCCCUUGAACUCAAGGUCAUCAGGAUCCAACGUGUCUGUUUCAUCAGCAUGACCCGAAGCGCGCAGACGGUCUAUGCGAGAUAAGCGAGAAAAUGGAGUGGAAUUCCCCCCAGUCAUCGUGGACACUAGUGUGUCCUUCGUUUCUGAUGCCAGUGACCCGAUGAAUUCCGGGUCCAAAGAGAUCAUGUCCGACGGUAACUUGUCGAGCAGCGCUCUGACUUCCUUCUCUUGACGUCCUUUGCGGUUUUCGAAUGGAUUUGCUUCGCCCGAAUCGAAGUUUGGUUCCCCUACACCAGGAACGAUGAGAUUAGUCAAACCACUGUUGUGACCAAUGGUCAACACGUCCUGGAAUGGUGCGAAGCGCACCCCCACCAGCGGUCGUUGGGGAAUAAGAUGGGUGAGAUACAAGGGAGGUUGGACAUGCCCUAGGAACGGCUGCUGGAUAGUGGGUGCAGUGUAAACCUGUUUUGUGAGGUUACUUCUGAUCACCAGUCAGGAAAGAACAGCAUACAUUGACCGUGCUUCCUGUUGCAACAGCAAGGGCUCCACGUUGGCUGUACUCCAGUUCAGCAGAACCACCCCGAGCUGACCAUUCUCGGACCGCGCCUCUCCAGUUCCGACAAUCCCAAAUUUUGACAUUUCCGUCCCGACCAGCUGUCCCCAUGUAGCGCCCCCCGGAGCUCGGGUCAAUCGAAACACUCGCGACAGGGCCCAAGUGCGCAAGGACUUGAACUGCAGGAUUCGGCAUAUUUGGGGUCCAGAGUGUGACCCGGCCGUUCUGAUGUCCUAGAUGUAUCACAGCAUUGUGCGCAUUUUGAGUCAUGACCUGACACGCUCCAAACUUGGUCCGCUGUUCAACGAGCAGUUGACCGGUUGAAGUGUCCUGAUACUUUAGAUAACCAGCGUUUCCCUUUGAAAAAUAGUUAGAGACAUCUUCAGUGAAGAGCCAUACCGCUCACCACACUAGCAAGAAGCCAAUGGAAAGGUAGAAACUCCAGUCGCGUCGGCUCUAUGUGCGCUUUUAAACAAUGCAGUUCAACUCCAUCCCGAUCGUAUAUGAAUACGUAUUUCUUCUGGGCAACUGCGAAAUGAGAAUGAUCAUGCAAAAAACUAUGUAUAGGUUAGAUGAAUGCCGGAACAAGCAGCUCAGCGCACGUUAUAUCCCGACAGGUCUCCUGGAGCUGCAGCUCAGAGUGCAUAGUUCCGGUUUGCCAGUCAAAAGUCGACACAUGGCCCAAACUUCCAGCAAUCGCUAGAUGCCUGUAAAUUGUCUCAGCAGAGGGAACGAGUCACUACCGCCCGAUCGACCUUCCGUUCCGACUAUACCGGCAACGGUACGGUCCCCCGUCUAGAUACCAUUCUUUUCGACCACGGGAAGCCUCAGCACCAGCCUCCGUUUCGAUUUCAGCCUGCCCAACCCUCCAAGAUCGUUCAAGAUCGUUUUCCGCCUGAAGGAGGCCGGCGUCGCCAGCAAGAAGCAUCGCCGCAUCUUCUACAAGUGUCCUGGCGCGCGCAGCUUGCGUGGCUUGGUGUGUGAGUUCUUUGCGUAGCUUUUUAUUGGGAAUGUGCCGGUGCCUAGGUACGUCGAGAGGUGCGUCGUCGUUAAGCGACUUGGGUACUCGUGAGUGCUUUUUGAUAGAAUCUCGUGUCUCGUCGUGAGAUGUCUUCCGCUUUUUGUGCCUGGGCUGGCGGACCUCCGCUGCAUCUGCCUUCGCAAUGAGAGCGUCCAUUGACAAGAUU
This is a messenger RNA of Mycena citricolor, 3058 nucleotides long. The record is from the annotation of a GenBank genome assembly. NCBI's taxonomy places the organism in Eukaryota, Fungi, Basidiomycota, Agaricomycetes, Agaricales, Mycenaceae.